AGGUAAAAAAGGGCAAGGGUAGGGAGAGGGAAGGCGCAGGUGAACUAUGAUGCGCCGCUUACUGUCCAACGUGUCUUCUCUCUUCUUUGUUACCCUCUCAAAGGUCACCACAGCCUCCUCUCUCCUCCUUCUGUUUUCCCCAAAACAAAAAAAUUUGAUCAAAAAUUAAAAAAAGAAGGAGAAAUAAAAAACAUUCAGAGACUGAUAGAGAUAAAGAGAGAAGAAGAGGCGAACAAAAACGAAACCCCAAAUGAAGCAGCAGCAUCAGCAGAGCUCGUCGUCUGAGGCGGUAUCAUCGUCGUCGUUGUCGUCGUCCUCCGCAUCCACUUCCGUGGACCAAUCACAGCCCGCCACGUCGUCGCCGAAUUCGGGAGCCUCCGAUAAGCUUCCGUCGAUACCUGCGGCGGCGCCGGAGGACCUCGCCGUGGGGUCCAGGGAUGGUGGCGGGGCGCAGGAGAGCGUGACCGUCGAUCGGCGAGGCGAGUACUCUGCGGUUUGCCGAUGGACGGUCCAGAAUUUCCCGAGAAUCAAAGCUAGGGCACUGUGGAGCAAGUACUUCGAGGUGGGAGGAUACGAUUGCCGGUUGUUAAUAUACCCUAAGGGUGACUCGCAGGCUUUGCCGGGGUACAUCUCCAUAUACCUCCAAAUCAUGGAUCCUCGGGGCACCUCGUCGUCCAAAUGGGACUGUUUUGCGAGUUACCGGCUAGCCAUCGUCAACCUCGCGGAUGAUUCCAAGACCAUUCAUCGCGAUUCAUGGCAUCGGUUCUCGAGCAAGAAGAAAUCUCACGGUUGGUGCGAUUUCACGCCCUCUUCUACUGUGUUUGAUUCGAAAUUAGGUUAUUUGUUCAAUACCGACUCCGUUUUGAUUACCGCCGAUAUAUUGAUAUUGAAUGAGUCCGUUAAUUUCACGCGAGAUAGUAAUAAUAACAAUGAGCUGCAGUCGUCUGCGGGCUCGAUGAUGAUGUCCGGUUCAGUGGUUGCCGGACCGGUUUCUGAUGUGUUGAGUGGCAAGUUCACUUGGAAAGUGCAUAACUUCAGUCUGUUUAAGGAAAUGAUUAAGACUCAGAAGAUAAUGAGCCCGGUGUUUCCUGCUGGAGAGUGUAAUUUGAGGAUUAGUGUGUAUCAGAGCUCGGUGAAUGGUGUGGAGUAUUUGUCAAUGUGUUUGGAGAGUAAGGACACAGACAAGACGGUUGUGUUGUCUGAUAGGAGUUGUUGGUGUUUGUUUCGAAUGUCAGUGUUGAACCAGAAGCCGGGGUCAAAUCACAUGCAUAGGGACUCGUAUGGGAGGUUUGCUGCUGAUAAUAAAAGUGGGGAUAACACGAGUUUGGGGUGGAAUGAUUAUAUGAAGAUGUCAGAUUUUGUUGGGCUCGAGUCGGGAUUUUUGGUGGAUGAUACCGCGGUGUUUAGUACAUCCUUUCAUGUAAUAAAGGAGUUUAGUAGCUUUUCGAAGAAUGGGGGGUUGAUUGCAGGGAGGAGUGGUAGUGGGGCAAGGAAGUUGGAUGGUCACAUGGGGAAAUUCAAUUGGAGGAUUGAAAAUUUCACAAGGUUGAAGGAUCUUUUAAAGAAGAGGAAGAUAACGGGUCUUUGCAUCAAGAGCAGGAGGUUUCAGAUUGGGAAUCGGGACUGUCGGCUCAUUGUCUAUCCCCGAGGGCAGUCUCAGCCACCAUGCCACCUUUCAGUGUUCCUUGAAGUUACAGAUUCACGGAACACUUCCAGUGACUGGAGUUGUUUUGUGAGUCAUCGUUUAUCGGUUGUGAAUCAGAGGUUGGAGGAGAAGUCUGUCACAAAGGAGUCUCAGAACCGCUACUCCAAAGCUGCAAAGGAUUGGGGUUGGCGUGAAUUUGUGACACUUACUAGUCUAUUUGAUCAAGAUUCAGGGUUUCUUGUUCAGGACACUGUUGUAUUCUCUGCGGAGGUCCUCAUAUUGAAAGAGACGUCAAUUAUGCAGGAUUUAACUGAUCAGGAUACCGAGUCAAGCAAUUCUGGUUCCCAGAUGGAUAAGAAUGCGAAAAGAAGUUCAUUUACGUGGAAGGUGGAGAACUUCCUAUCUUUUAAGGAAAUAAUGGAGACCCGAAAAAUCUUUAGCAAAUUCUUUCAAGCUGGGGGAUGUGAGCUUCGAAUUGGUAAGCAUCAGUCGCACAUUUUCUUCACUAGAAGGGUGUUUCAAUUGUUUGCAUUUCUUAAUCUUACUGACAGUUUGUUUUUCCUUGAUGCAGGUGUCUAUGAGUCCUUUGACACUAUAUGCAUUUAUUUGGAGAGUGACCAGUCAGUUGGUAGUGAUCUGGAUAAAAACUUCUGGGUGAGAUACAGGAUGGCUGUUGUGAAUCAAAAGAACCCUGCCAAAACUGUGUGGAAGGAGUCUUCUAUAUGUACAAAGACUUGGAACAAUUCUGUUUUGCAAUUCAUGAAGGUUUCAGAUAUGUUGGAAGCAGAUGCAGGGUUUCUUGUUCGUGAUACUGUUGUUUUUGUUUGUGAAAUAUUAGACUGCUGUCCUUGGUUUGAGUUUUCAGACCUAGAGGUGUUCGCCUCAGAGGACGAUCAGGAUGCAUUAACAACAGAUCCUGAUGAGCUCAUUGAUUCUGAAGAUAGUGAAGGAAUAGGUGGCGAUGAAGAAGAUAUCUUCAGAAACCUGCUUUCUAGAGCUGGAUUUCACCUCACAUAUGGAGAUAAUCCUUCACAGCCACAGGUCACUUUACGAGAAAAGCUGCUGAUGGAUGCUGGCGCCAUUGCUGGUUUUCUGACUGGACUCCGUGUUUAUCUCGAUGACCCUGCUAAAGUAAAGCGCUUGCUACUUCCAACCAAGCUGUCUGGUAGCAGUGAUGGAAUGAAAGUCAUAAAGAAUGAUGAAUCUUCCCCUAGUUUGAUGAAUUUGUUAAUGGGAGUCAAAGUUCUGCAGCAGGCUAUUAUUGAUUUACUUUUGGACAUUAUGGUUGAGUGUUGCCAACCUACAGAAGCGAGUUCUAAUGGUGAUUUGUCUGAUACAAACUUAAAGUCUCCAGAUGGAAGUGGAGCUGCUAGUCCUCUGCAAUCGGAUAGAGAAAAUGGAGCUGCAGAAUCUGUGCAUUGUCCUGUAUAUGAGAGAUUGGAUACCAGUGUUGAUGAAACUAGCAGUAGUGCUUCGGCUGUUCAAAGCUCUGACAUGAAUGGGACUGGUAUACCUGCAAAACCUCAUCCUGGGCAUCCAAUUUCUCCCCCAGAAACAUCUGCCGGGGGUUCAGAGAAUGUGUCUCUUCGUUCUAAGACCAAGUGGCCAGAGCAAUCUGAGGAGCUCUUAGGAUUGAUUGUAAACUCACUAAGAGCUCUUGAUGGAGCUGUUCCACAAGGCUGCCCGGAACCAAGACGUAGACCUCAGUCUGCACAGAAGAUUUCUCUUGUACUGGAUAAAGCUCCUAAGCAUUUGCAGCCCGAUCUAGUUGCUUUGGUGCCUAAGUUGGUGGAGCACUCAGAGCAUCCACUUGCUGCUUUUGCACUUAUAGAACGACUUCAAAAGCCAGAUGCAGAGCCUGCAUUGCGGACACCUGUUUUUGGUGCUCUUAGUCAACUGGACUGUGGCAGUGAAGUUUGGGAACGAGUUUUAUCUCAAUCUCUUGAGUUUUUGUCAGAUUCAAAUGAUGAGCCGCUUGCUGCAACUAUAGAUUUUAUAUUUAAAGCUGCAUCCCAGUGCCAACACCUCCCUGAAGCGGUCAGAUCCGUUCGUGUUAGGCUAAAGAAUUUGGGUGUCGAUGUUUCUCCUUGUGUUCUUGAAUUUUUGAGUAGAACUGUAAAUAGCUGGGGAGAUGUUGCUGAAACCAUACUUAGAGAUAUUGAUUGUGAUGAUGAUAUGGGUGACAGUUGCUCAACAUUGCAUUCUGGUCUUUUCUUGUUUGGUGAACAUGGACCUAGUUCUGAACGGUUUCAUUUGGUGGAUGAGCAGGCUUUCCGUGCUAGUCGUCAUUUUUCUGACAUUUACAUCUUGAUUGAGAUGUUAUCUAUACCUUGUCUUGCUGUUGAAGCCUCUCAAACAUUUGAGAGAGCUGUAGCUCGUGGUGCCAUUGUGGCUCAUUCUGUGGCCAUGGUUUUAGAAAGGCGCCUUGCUCAAAGAUUGAAUCUUGAUGCUAGAUUUGUUGCAGAUAAUUUCCAGCAGCCAGAUGCUGUAGUGGAGGGAGAAGCCAAUGAACAGUUGAGAGUCCAACAGGACGAUUUUACUUCAGUUCUUGGCCUUGCUGAGACAUUGGCCCUUUCUAGAGAUCUUUGUGUUAAGGGAUUUGUGAAGAUGCUGUAUACAUUAUUAUUUAAAUGGUAUGCUGACGAGUCUUGUCGAGGGCGAAUGCUAAAGAGACUUGUUGACCGAGCUACUAGCACGACAGAUAGUAGCCGUGAAGUUGACCUAGAUUUAGAUAUAUUGGUGACUUUGGCUUCUGAGGAGCAAGAAAUUAUUAGACCAGUUUUGAGUAUGAUGCGGGAGGUUGCUGAACUUGCAAAUGUUGAUCGGGCUGCUCUUUGGCACCAGUUAUGUGCCAGUGAAGAUGAAAUUAUUCGCAUGCGUGAAGAAAGGAAAGCAGAAAAUGCUAAUAUGGUUAGGGAAAAAGCUGUUAUAUCGCAAAAACUGAGUGAAUCUGAGGCUACUAUCAAUCGUCUUAAGUCUGAAAUGAAGGCUGAUAUUGACCGCUUUGCUCGUGAAAAGAAGGAACUUUCCGAACAAAUACAAGAAGUUGAGAGUCAGCUUGAGUGGCAUCGCUCCGAGCGGGACGAUGAAAUCAGAAAGCUCACUACAGAUAGGAAAGUGCUUCAGGAUCGUCUUCAUGAUGCAGAGUCGCAAAUCUCUCAGUUGAAGUCCCGAAAACGUGAUGAAUUGAAGAAAGUGGUGAAGGAGAAAAAUGCUCUUGCUGAAAGGUUGAAGAGCGCUGAAGCUGCCCGUAAAAGAUUUGACGAAGAACUUAAACGGUAUGCCACAGAGAAUGUUACCCGAGAGGAAAUUCGGCAGUCUCUUGAGGAUGAAGUACGGCAGUUGACACAAACAGUGGGACAAACAGAAGGAGAGAAACGGGAGAAGGAAGAGCAAGUUGCUCGGUGUGAAGCCUAUAUCGAUGGGAUGGAAUCAAAAUUGCAGGCCUGCCAGCAAUAUAUUCACACCCUUGAGGCUUCACUUCAGGAAGAGAUGUCCCGGCAUGCUCCUCUGUAUGGGGCUGGUUUGGAAGCUCUAUCAAUGAAGGAGUUGGAGACGCUGUCACGCAUUCAUGAAGAAGGGCUCAGGCAGAUCCAUACCCUUCAGCAGCAGCGUAAAAGCAGUCCAGCGGGCAGUCCUCUCGUGAGCCCUCACGCCCUCCAACACAAUCAUGGGUUAUAUCCUGCGACACCGCCCCAAAUGGCCGUCGGAUUGCCUCCUUCACUCAUCCCAAAUGGUGUUGGGAUCCAUAGCAAUGGGCAUGUGAAUGGUGCUGUUGGACCCUGGUUCAACCAUUCUUAGAUCCUGGGGUCAUAGCUCUCUCCGUGCCGAUGCAGGCAUUUGUUCGCCCAAUUGAGUUGGGUGAAAUUGCUAUUUUUUUGAGUUACUUAUUGGCAUUUUGGCUGUUUGAGCUGUUGGAACCGAGUGGGAUAGAAAAAUAGAAAAAGAAAAAGAAAAAGGAAUAAGAUGAUGAAAGAUGCAAGGCGUAGGUAGGCUAUGAGGGAGUCCGAUAUAACUAACAGUAA
Prunus avium (sweet cherry) is the source of this 5670-nucleotide messenger RNA. Its product is annotated as TRAF-like family protein. Lineage: Eukaryota; Viridiplantae; Streptophyta; Magnoliopsida; Rosales; Rosaceae. Gene Ontology annotation, molecular function: protein binding. The record is from RefSeq and is a predicted model, not a curated record.